UCCAUGAAGCUUAGCACCACAAGCAGGUGGGGAGGCGACAUGGUGAAAGGAAAGGGAUGGGUGUUGAGUGGGAAGGAAAGGUUGGCUCUCGAAAGACGACCCCCCCUCCGUUCGAGUAGGGGCGGGUCCUUCUUCUCCCUUCCCCGUUAUUGAUAUGGGGCUUCGUUGGGUAUCCUGGAGGAGUCGGGUGGAGCUGGCAUCGCUGAUUGGCUUCCCGGCUGUCAGCUGGCUGUGCUUUUUUUUUUUUCCCCUUCUUCUUCUUCUUCCUUUUUUUUUUUUUUUUAAAGAGGGGCGAGGUUCACUAACCGGUUGCUCUUGACGUUUCCAUUUCGCUCUCUCCAAGCCUGUCGGCGACCCCCACGAGAGAAAAGCCCCGGGAAGCGGAGGAGAGAAGAGCAUCUACCGAUCCUCCGAGCCGGGAAAGAGGGAGAAGGAGGAAGAAGAGGAGGAGGAGGAGGAGGAGGAGGAGAGAGGCCCACGCAAGCUAAGUAGCUCCCAGCCCCUUCUGGAUCUCCCUUCGCCAGGCUCUGCGGCUCGCCCCCAGCUCCGGGCUGCCUUCUGCGCGCCCGCGCCAUGCUGGGGUGCAGGAAAGGAGGCUCCCGGGGGGCGAGCUGAUGCGGAUCGCCUCGGCUUCCAGCCGGAGCUGGGAGACCCCGGCCUCGCCUCCGCCUGGGGCGCGCGGCGGCCUCGCCGAGCCUCGCCCCUGAGCGCGGCGGCGGCGACGGCGGCGGCGCCUUGCAUCCUCCUUGCUUCCAGAGCCGAGCCGCAGCCCGCCCGCCCGCCCGCCUUCGCCAGCAGCAGCAGCAGUAGCAGCAGAGCCCCAGUACCGCCGCCGCCUCCAGCCCCACCAGAAGCCCAGGCUUCCUCCCUCCCUCCUGGCGCUGGGAUGCGUCUUCCCCUUUGCAGCUCCGAGGGCCAGCACCGCGCGCUUGGAGAAGGGGCACCAGCAUGGCACGCUUCGGAGAGGACCUGCCCAGCCGCUAUGGAGGUGGCGGCGCGGGGGCCGCCCCUGGGCCCGGCGGGGCCCGCGGGGGCAGCCGCCAGGGGGGCCCCCCCGGCCAGCCGGGCCCGCGGCCCCAGGUAUACAAGCAGACCAAGGCGCAGCGCGCCCGGACAAUGGCUCUUUACAACCCCAUUCCGGUCAAGCAGGACUGCUUUACAGUCAACCGGUCGCUCUUCAUCUUUAGCGAGGACAACGCGAUCCGCAAAUACGCCAAGCGCAUCACGGAGUGGCCUCCCUUUGAAUAUAUGAUCCUGGCUACCAUUAUAGCUAAUUGCAUUGUUCUGGCUUUGGAGCAACAUCUCCCUGAUGGAGAUAAGACACCUAUGUCAGAGAGGCUGGACGACACCGAACCGUAUUUCAUUGGAAUAUUUUGCUUCGAAGCGGGCAUAAAGAUUAUCGCUCUGGGUUUUGUUUUUCACAAAGGAUCUUAUCUCCGCAAUGGCUGGAAUGUGAUGGAUUUUGUGGUGGUGCUUACAGGGAUUCUGGCUACAGCUGGGACCCAGUUUGACCUUCGAACGCUGAGAGCCGUCCGUGUGCUGAGACCCCUGAAACUUGUCUCAGGAAUUCCAAGUUUACAAGUUGUCCUCAAAUCCAUCAUGAAGGCAAUGGUACCCCUUCUCCAGAUCGGCCUUCUCCUCUUCUUUGCCAUCGUGAUGUUUGCCAUUAUCGGUCUAGAAUUCUACAUGGGCAAAUUCCACAAAGCUUGCUUUUCAAACGAAACAGGUGAGAGACUGGGAGACUUCCCGUGCGGUGAAGACUGGCCCGCUAGGCGCUGUGAAGAAGGCACGUGCAAAAAAUACUGGGAGGGCCCCAACUUUGGCAUCACCAACUUCGACAAUAUCUUGUUUGCCGUGCUCACCGUCUUCCAAUGCAUCACCAUGGAAGGAUGGACCGAUAUCCUCUACAAUACUAACGACGCUGCAGGGAACAUGUGGAAUUGGCUUUACUUCAUCCCCCUCAUCAUCAUCGGCUCCUUCUUCAUGCUCAACCUGGUCCUUGGUGUCUUAUCAGGUGAGUUUGCCAAAGAACGAGAAAGAGUGGAAAACCGGCGAGCUUUCCUGAAACUACGAAGACAGCAGCAGAUUGAAAGAGAGCUUAAUGGAUACUUGGAGUGGAUCUUUAAAGCAGAGGAGGUGAUGUUAGCAGAAGAAGACAAGAAUGCUGAAGAGAAAUCUCCCUUGGAUGUGCUGAAAAGAGCAACGAUAAAGAAAAGCAAAAAUGAUCUAAUCCAUGCUGAAGAGGGAGAAGAUCACUUCACAGAUGUUUGCUCUGUGGGGUCUCCGUUUGCCCGGGCCAGCCUAAAGAGCGGGAAGACUGAAAGCUCCUCCUACUUCCGUCGGAAAGAGAAGAUGUUCCGCUUUUUCAUUCGGCGCAUGGUGAAGGCCCAGAGCUUCUACUGGAUUGUCCUCUGUGUGGUGGCCCUCAACACUAUGUGUGUGGCCAUUGUGCAUUAUGAUCAACCAGAAGGUCUCACUACCACGCUUUAUUUUGCUGAAUUUGUCUUCCUGGGUUUGUUCCUCACCGAGAUGACUUUGAAGAUGUACGGUCUGGGGCCAAGGAACUACUUCCAUUCCUCAUUCAAUUGCUUCGAUUUUGGGGUGAUAGUCGGAAGCAUCUUUGAAGUCAUCUGGGCUGUGGUGAAACCUGGGACUUCUUUUGGCAUCAGCGUGCUGAGAGCCCUCCGACUGUUGAGGAUCUUCAAAGUCACCAAAUACUGGAACUCGUUGAGGAACUUGGUGGUCUCCUUGCUGAAUUCGAUGAAAUCCAUCAUUAGCCUGCUGUUUCUCCUCUUCCUGUUCAUCGUGGUGUUUGCCUUGCUGGGGAUGCAGCUUUUUGGCGGGCAGUUUCACUUCAAUGACGAAACACCAACGACCAACUUUGAUACCUUUCCCACUGCCAUCCUCACUGUGUUCCAGAUUCUGACUGGGGAAGACUGGAACGCCGUGAUGUACCAGGGCAUCGAAUCCCAAGGGGGUGUCCAUUCUGGAAUGUUCUCCUCCAUCUACUUCAUUGUCCUCACACUCUUUGGUAACUAUACGCUCCUGAAUGUCUUCCUGGCCAUUGCGGUAGACAAUCUUGCCAACGCACAAGAGUUGACCAAGGAUGAAGAAGAAAUGGAAGAAGCUACCAACCAGAAGCUUGCCUUGCAGAAGGCGAAAGAGGUUGCAGAUGUUAGCCCCCUGUCUGCAGCUAACAUUUCUAUCACAGCUUUUGUAAAGCAAACUCGAAGUUCCAUAUCGCGCAGCUCGUCGCUCUCCAGCGUAAAUUCACCCAAACAGCAGAAUUCCUGCAAAUCCAAAUCCGUGUGGGAGCAGAGGACCAGCCAGCUCCGCGUGUACAACUUCCGCACCAGCUCUGAAGCCCUGUACAAUGAGCUGGACCCAGAGGACAGGGUCCGCUAUGCGACCAACCUCCACAUCCGUCCUGACAUGAAGACUCACUUGGACCGGCCUCUGGUGGUUGAGCCCAGGAGCGAAGGCCACAGCAGCAACCUCAAUGCCGUCAGCCCUGCAGAGGGGCAGGAGGCCCCUGACCAGGUGAAGGCCCCACCGCCUGAGAACGACGAGGUUGUGAGGAAACACCACCGGCAUCGCGAGAAGGAGAAGACGGGAGACACGGAAAAAGGCAGUGCCGUCAAGGAAGAGAAUGGUGAAUUGGGUGGUGGGAACAAUAAGGAGGAACGCCACCGGCCCUACCGGAGCCGCAGCAAAGAGGUGGGCGAGGGGGGUGGGAAGGAAGGGAAGAGCGAACGCAACCGGAGCCAGGAGAGAGGCCGGCAUCACCAUCGCCGGGGGUCCGUGGAGGAAGGUGCUGAGAGGGAGCAUCGACGCCACCGAGGUCAUCGGCAUCCCGUUGAGCGACAGGUCAAAGAAGGCAACGGGACCGCCAACGGAACCAAGACCGAACGACGUUCCCGCCACCGAGGAGGGUCCAGGCCGGGCAACCGAGAAGGGGAGGCUGGCUCCAAAGGGGAGGGGGGCGAAGAGCCCCACCGACGGCAGAAGAUACGGCACAAGGCCCUCUCCACUUAUGAGUCAGUGGACAAGGAGAACGGAGAGAAAGAAGGAGAGCUGGGGAGAAAGGAUCUAAAGAAUGUGCAGCCAAGGGAAAGCCAGUGUGACACAGAGGCGGGCAUAAGCAUGACUGUGGCCCCUCUUCACACCUUGCCCAGCACCUGUUUGCAGAGGGUCCCUGAGCAGCCAGAGGAUGCUGACAAUCAGAAGAAUGUCACCCGCAUGGGUCAACCAUCUUUGGACAAGCCUGCCCCUGUCAACAUUCCUGUCACCGUCACCGCUCCUCCCGGGGACGCAUCCGUCAUACCAAUGAACAACGUUGAAUUUGAAGCCAAAAUGGAAGAGAAGAAGGACAUUGAUGCUGAGGAUGACGUGGCCAACAGCAGACCAAAACCAAUCCUUCCCUACAGCUCCAUGUUCGUCUUAAGCCCAACCAACCCUCUCCGGCGCCUCUGUCACUACAUUGUCAACAUGCGUUAUUUUGAGAUGGUCAUCCUCUUUGUUAUCGCACUCAGCAGCAUUGCCCUGGCUGCCGAAGAUCCUGUUCAAGCGGAGUCACCCAGAAAUGAGGCUCUCAAGUACCUGGAUUAUAUAUUUACAGGUGUCUUUACUUUUGAGAUGGUGAUAAAGAUGAUUGACUUGGGACUUUUGCUGCAUCGUGGUGCCUAUUUCCGGGAUCUUUGGAACAUCCUCGACUUCAUUGUGGUCAGUGGAGCUCUUGUGGCAUUUGCCUUUUCGAGUUUCAUAGGAGGGAACAAAGGAAAGGAUAUUAACACCAUUAAGUCCCUCCGGGUGCUACGGGUCCUUCGGCCGCUGAAAACCAUCAAACGUCUCCCCAAAUUGAAGGCGGUCUUCGACUGCGUGGUGAACUCUCUGAAGAACGUUCUCAACAUCCUCAUUGUCUACAUGCUCUUCAUGUUCAUCUUCGCUGUCAUCGCGGUGCAGCUUUUCAAAGGCCGCUUCUUCUACUGCACCGAUGAAUCGAAGGACUUGGAGAAAGACUGCAGAGGCCAGUAUCUGGCUUAUGAGAAAGAUGAAGUGGAGGCUCAGCCCAGACAGUGGAAGAAAUACGAUUUCCAUUAUGACAAUGUCCUCUGGGCUCUGUUGACCUUGUUCACCGUCUCCACUGGGGAAGGAUGGCCAACUGUUUUGAAGCACUCUGUUGAUGCAACGUAUGAAAACCAAGGCCCAAGUCCUGGCUACCGGAUGGAGAUGUCUAUCUUUUACGUCGUCUAUUUUGUCGUCUUCCCCUUUUUCUUUGUGAAUAUCUUUGUAGCUUUGAUCAUCAUCACCUUCCAAGAACAGGGCGACAAAGUGAUGUCUGAAUGCAGCCUGGAGAAAAAUGAGAGAGCCUGCAUAGACUUUGCCAUCAGUGCCAAACCUUUGACCCGCUAUAUGCCCCAAAACAAACAAUCAUUCCAGUACAGAAUGUGGAAAUUUGUGGUCUCUCUUCCUUUCGAGUACUUUAUCAUGGUCCUGAUUGCGUUGAACACCAUUGUGCUUAUGAUGAAGUUCUAUGGUGCCCCUGAACCCUACGAAGAUAUGCUGAAAUGCCUCAAUAUUGUCUUCACCUCCAUGUUUUCACUGGAAUGUGUCUUGAAGAUCAUCGCCUUUGGUGCAUUGAAUUAUUUUCGUGAUGCCUGGAACAUUUUUGAUUUUGUCACAGUCUUGGGAAGUAUAACUGAUAUUUUAGUCACAGAGAUUGCGGACACGGAUAAUUUCAUCAACCUGAGCUUCCUCCGCCUCUUCCGGGCUGCGCGGCUUAUCAAACUUCUCCGUCAGGGCUACACCAUUCGGAUUCUGCUCUGGACUUUUGUCCAGUCUUUUAAGGCCUGGCCCUAUGUGUGCCUCCUCAUUGCCAUGCUGUUUUUCAUCUAUGCCAUAAUUGGCAUGCAGGUCUUUGGAAACAUUGCUCUGGAUGAUGACAGCGCCAUUAAUCGUCACAAUAACUUCCAAACUUUUCUGCAGGCACUAAUGUUGCUUUUUCGGAGUGCUACUGGAGAAGCCUGGCAUGAAAUCAUGCUUGCGUGCCUCAGCAACCAGCCCUGUGACGAGCACUCAAACCUCAGCAGAAACGAAUGUGGCAGUGACUUCGCUUACUUCUACUUUGUCUCCUUCAUCUUCCUCUGCUCCUUUCUGAUGUUGAACCUAUUUGUGGCUGUAAUCAUGGACAACUUUGAGUACUUGACACGAGAUUCUUCCAUCCUAGGACCUCAUCAUCUGGAUGAAUUCAUUCGAGUUUGGGCAGAAUAUGACCCAGCUGCUUGUGGGCGGAUCAGUUACACCGACAUGUACGAGAUGCUGAGGCACAUGUCGCCACCACUUGGCCUCGGGAAGAAAUGCCCUGCUCGUAUUGCCUAUAAGCGUUUGGUCAGGAUGAAUAUGCCCAUCUCGAACGAUGAUUUAAGUGUCCACUUCACAUCAACGCUAAUGGCCUUGAUCCGGACAGCCCUGGACAUCAAACUUGCAUCAGGUGUGCUGCAACAUCAGUGUGAUGCUGAACUAAGGAAGGAGGUUUCGUUGGUUUGGCCCAAUUUGUCUUCCAAAACUUUGGAUCUGUUAGUGCCACCUCAUAAACCUGAAGCCAUGACAGUGGGAAAGGUUUAUGCAGCCUUGAUGAUAUUUGAUUUCUACAAACAAAACAAGAACACCCGUGACCCCUCUCACUCAGGGCCUGGAGGUCUCUGUCAGACCGGGACUGUUUCCCUUUUCCAUCCAUUGAAAGCAGCCCUUGAGCAAAGCCAGUCAGGAUUCCCAAAUGCUUUUCUGCGUCAAAAGAGCUCCGCGUCACUCAACAAUGGGGGUGCCCUGCCAAUGCCCAAAGGAGGAGGCAUCAAAGAAUCGGUUUCUUGGGGGAUCCAACACACCCAGAACAUGUUUUACGAAACUAGGACACCAGCGUUUCAACGGGGCCAUUCGGAGGAAAUUCCUGUCCAGCAGGUUGUUGAAAUGCAAGAAGUCAGCCCAACUUUAGCCAAUGGGGAACAUCAGCUGGGACUGGAGAGUCAAGGGCGAGCAGCUUCCAUGCCUCGGCUGGCAGCUGAAACUCAGAGGAGCAAAACACGGUCACCAGGGCGAUAUCUAUCACCCAUUCCAGACACCAGCCCCAUGAAGCGGUCCAUCUCCACACUCAACCCACAGCGUCCCCGUGCCACACAUCUUUACGAAUAUCCCCGGCCAGCUGAACAUACUCAUCACCAUCACCACCAUCGUUGCCAUCGGCGGAGAGAGAAGAAGCAGAAGUCAGUGGACAAGCCAUCCAACCACUUGAUUGAGGGUGAAGCUCCUGCAGAAGAAGCCACCUCCAAGUCCAGAAAACAGGAGCGGGGCCGGUCCCAGGAGCGAAAAGUCCAUUCUUCUUCUUCCUCUGAAAAGCAGCGCUUUUACUCCUGCGACCGCUUUGGGAGUCGGGAUCAGCCCAAGUCCUCUGAAGGCAGUCGACCCCCAUCCCCAGGCGGAGGGCAGGAACAUGGGACACAGAGACAGGGCAGUGGUUCAGUUAACGGGAGCCCCCUGCUGUUGACCUCUGGUGCUAGCACCCCCUGCCGUGGUCGGAGGCAGUUGCCGCAGACCCCGCUGACGCCACGCCCUAACAUUACCUACAAGACUGCCAACUCCUCGCCUGUGCAUUUCUCCGGGUUCCAGACCGGCCUGCCAACUUUCUCCCCGGGACGCUUGAGCCGGGGUCUCUCUGAGCACAAUGCUUUGCUGCAUGGCGACUCCCAGGGACCCUCACCAACCCUGAUGGCCCGGAUCGGUUCGGACCCUUACCUGGGACACCGGGAGGAGAGCGACAGUCCCUACCACAUGAUGCCUGAGGACACCCUCACCUUUGAGGAGGCCAUGGCCACCAAUUCAGGGAGGUCCUCCCGAACCUCUUACGUUUCCUCUCUAACGUCCCAGUCCCAUCCAAUCCGUCGAGUCCCCAAUGGGUACCAUUAUGUUUUGGGACUGAGUGCCGGCCCUGGCACCAGCACUAGGGCGCGUAGCUAUUACCACGAGCGAGACGAAGACGAUUGGUGCUAGCAGGACAAGGACCAAGUUGCACACUGGAGGUCGAUGAGUUUUAUCAUCCGGAGAACCGCCACGUUGAUGCGCAUGUGUUUGCAUCCAGCCCUGUGACAUCAAGGCUGUUAGGGGAAAGAAGAAGAUCCAAGCAGCUGCCUCUCUGUGGAACAGCUCUGGCCAAGAUGGCCCUCGGUGCGUGCGCCACACUGUCGGUAAAAACGCCCGCUCUCUCCAUUCCGGUUUCUUCUUUUGCACUAGAGAGCUAUGGAUCGGUCAGCAAAGGCACCGUCACGGAUGGCCUGAGCAGCGCAAACGUCCUUCGGUUCUCCUCCCUGUUGCCAUGUCAUGGGAGACACCACCUCCCGCCCCAAAUUAUGAGGCUACAACAGAAGCCCAGGGAGAAAAAUCCUAGACUCUGGAAUCUGGACAGUUUGGGAUGAGCAGGAGGAGAAGACAACCCUGAUGUACAAAGAACAAACCUACAUUUUAUUGUGUCCACCUUUUAAGAAGGGAGUUUAUCCAGCUGGAUCCUCAACCCUUGGCCAAUGGUGACCCUUUAUAAACCAAGCCCAUCCUGGAAAUUCCCAAUAGAUCCAAGCAACCACAUGGCCACGCCCAACGUCUUGGUCCAUCCUUUGAUCGCCACAUUUUUUUUUGAGUCCUUCCCAUCAGCGUUUUGGAAAUGCCCUUCAAGAAGGGAGAGGCUUUGGCAAGGACAACAUCUAAGAUCUUGUUCUCCUUGAACAAGACAGUUGGUGGCCCCUAUCUUAAUUUUCAUCUUGUUUACAAAUCUGAGCUGAGGAGGGGAUGAUGAAGGAGGAGGAGGAGGAGGAGAAUGGUGGACAGAAUUGUCAUGUUUUCUAUUGAGCUGUUGGAUAAACUUUUCCUUUUCA
Messenger RNA from Crotalus tigris (Tiger rattlesnake), 8918 nucleotides. It is a transcript of the gene CACNA1B, whose product is annotated as calcium voltage-gated channel subunit alpha1 B. Gene Ontology annotation, biological process: chemical synaptic transmission; calcium ion import across plasma membrane. The record is from RefSeq and is a predicted model, not a curated record. Gene Ontology annotation, molecular function: calcium ion binding; high voltage-gated calcium channel activity. NCBI's taxonomy places the organism in Eukaryota, Metazoa, Chordata, Lepidosauria, Squamata, Viperidae. Gene Ontology annotation, cellular component: voltage-gated calcium channel complex; neuronal cell body; membrane. The coding region runs from base 949 to 8043 and encodes 2364 amino acids. The transcript has 50 exons.